AUUAGGAGUUGUGCAACAAGCUCCUCGCAGAGUUGACGCUUGUCAUUUUGCACCGGCGCAGAAUUUGCGGAAAGUUUUUUGCGGAGCGGUAUUUGAACGUUUCACGGGGCAGACCGGAGUAGAUGUGCCGUUGUGUCUUAAAGGGGAGGGGCUUCAGCGGGUUUUCAGUGAGGCUUUUUUUUCUUCUUCUUCUUUUUUUUGUCGGUAUCAUUGAGUGUAGCGGAGGACCGACAGACUGCAGACUGGCUCCCUCGCUCCUCUCCUCACUCGACUCAAGAGCUCUACUUUUGUCCCGUUAAGAUCCACAGGGCACGAUCAUGGAGGAAAUGGACUUUGAGCGGCGCCGGGAGCUGAGGAGGCAGAAGCGGGAGGAGAUGCGCCUGGAGGCCGAGCGGCUGGCGAGGAAUGAUGAUGAUGAAGAGGAGGCCGCCCGCGAGAGGAGGCGCCGGGCACGCCAGGACAGGAUGAAGGGCAAGGAGAGUGAGGAGCCCAGCGGACAACCAGACAGCAUGGUCAUGACCAACAGCCACAGUGUGACGGAGGCCGUGUCUGUGAGCAGCUCCUAUGGAGGAGGCGGAGCUGACGACGAGGACCAGGCCCUGCUGGAUCGCAUGGCCAAGCGCGAGGAGCGUCGGCUGCGGCGCAUGAAGGAGGCUCUGGAUCGGCAGAAGGAGCUGGACCCCGCCGCCGCGGACGCCGACGACGGCAUCGUCGUGGAGAAGAACAACGUCGAGGAGGAGAGGCCACCCUCCUGGCGUCGGGGUCGUUACCGCGGCGACGAGGAGAAGACGGAGGCGUACGGCUCAAGGAGAGAGGACGAGGAGGAGAAGAAGCGAGAGGAGCCGAGGGAGGAAGAAGAGGCUGCUCCCGAGGAUGGAGAGGAAGUAGAUGAGGGUGUUGACGAAGAGGAGGUGGUGGAGGACAAACCGAGAAUGUCUUACUUGAGAGAACAGGUGAAUGAGAGAGGCUGGGCCCGGGAGGAAGAGAGGAGGCAGAACGGAGGGCUGCACGAGGAGGAGGAGGAGGAGGCGACUCCCAAACAGCACAGGAAACCUGAGAGGACCCUCAGCAGCCGCGGCAGCGUGCGCUCCCCCGAGGCGUCCGCCGCCGACGACCAGGACGACGCCGCCCGCCUGGAGGCGGAGCUCAAGCUGGAGGAGCUGAAGCGCAGACGCGACGACGCCGAGAGCGAAGAGUUCGAGAGGAUGAGGCAGAAGCAGCAAGAGGCCGAGGCCGAGCUGGACGAGCUGAAGAAGAAGAGGGAGGAGAGGAAGAAGGUGCUGGAGGAGGAGGAGAGGCAGAAGAAGCAGGAGGAGGCGGAGAGAAAAGCCAGCGAGGAGGAGGAGAAGAGGAAGAUGAAGGAGGAGAUUGAAAGAAGGAGAGCAGAGGCAGCUGAGAAGAGACAGAAGGUGGAGGACACCAUGGACGAGGAGGGCAGUCCCUUCAAGUGCGUCAGCCCUCGAGGCUCGUCUAUGAAGAUCGGGGAGAGGGCGGAGUUCCUGAACAAGUCGGCACAGAAGGGCGCAGCGAAGGCGUCUCACUCCCCCUUGGUGUCCAAGAUAGACAACCGGCUGGAGCAGUACACCUCAGCUGCUCAGCAGAGAGAGAACAAGGAGUCUCGAUCCCCUCGCUCCGGAGCAGUGGACCUUCCCAUGGUCACCGACAGCAUUCGAAACAUCAAGAGCAUGUGGGAGAAAGGCAACGUGUUCGGCACACCUGGAAGCGGCGGCAGCCCGUUCAAGGAAGCAGCUGUGAUGAAGACAGGCGUGGCGGGUCGCAUUAACGACUGGCUGAAUAAAACCCCAGAGGGCGGCAAAACGCCAGGAGGAAGGCCAACGGACCUGAAGCCGGUUGACGUCACCAACAAGAGGAGUCUAUGGGAAAACAAAGGUGCCUCUCCAACCAAGGUGGCAGACAGAGGGGAGACCAAAGCAGUCGCCAACGGUAUGGGACACUAAUGUCUCCACGGAGCCACUAAAGCUGGGGGACCACGACAAUCCAAGACUUCUUCCUUUGACUUUGUCUUAAGAACCAAAUCACGAUCACACCCCCGAGAGGGAACCCAAGAAAACGGAGGGACAGGGGAGACGCUGUCCGAGCACUGUACCCAAAAAAAACCAGCAUCACACAUUUUGUUUGUACGAUUGCCACGUGUCGUGCCUUUUGCACAAUGAUUCCUGCUUUCUAAAAAAAAAAAAAAAAAACGAACUGCUGUGAAAUUUGGACAUUUUGUAAUUUCUAUUCCUAAUUACUUUAUACAAUCCUGCCAGGAAGAAAAAACAUCAUUACAUUUAGAUUUAUCUGUUGUGCUCCAUGUCGACGGUUUGGAUAGAGACCGCGGCGCUUAAAGUUUCCACAUUCCAAAGAGAUGGGUCAAAUCCGUUGUGUCCCUCGUACAGUACAUUGUCCAUCUCUUUUUCUUUUUUUUAAUUUAUAUUUAAAGCAAACGCUUCACACAUUGCUAUUUUAUUCAACGUUCACAGGUUCAGGAUAGAAAUAUAAGCACUUCUAGAAUUUAGCUGAUUUCACUUUUAUUAUUGUCUUACCAAUAGUGCAGCAAUGGUCUGAGUAAUAUAUGUUAGCACAUGUGAUGUUUGGAAUAUGACCUUUCAUACUGUAUCUUAUAUAACAUUUUUAUACUCAUUACAAAAGGUAUUUUUGCUUCUUCUUUUUUUUUAUCCAGAAAACUUUCCAACAACGCGCAGUUCAUUGUGGUGGCGAUAGGAGUGUUUUGAUAUUCAGAAAGCCAAUUAUGACAUUUUGUGUUAUUUUAUUUAUGUUAUAAUGUUUCUUUUUGUUGUUGUCCUUUUCUCUUUUCUAGCUGUUUCUGUAGCUUUUGUGCCUGUUUGAUCACUUUAAAAUCUUCAGACAUUCCUCUUAAGCCGUGGCGGGAGGGGAAACGGUGCCUUCGCUGUAGGUUUUACAAUAUAGGAAAACUGCAAACCAACCCUCUUUUUUUAGAAUCUACCUUUACUUCUACUAAUAACUAACUUCUUGAUGCCUCUAUGAACACUCUCUGGCUCAGCGAUCAUUUAAAGUCAAAUCAGGGCGCCGAAGCAUAGAUACUAGUACAACACAAGGAUAUUUACCACUAUGGAAGUCUUCUGGCCUUAUGAUUGCAACAAAAAACAAACAUUUAUGACAGCUGAGGUUCACGAUAGCCUCAAAGUAACUCGAUAUGAUAUUAAGACUUAUGAUUUUCUCGUUUAUUUUUCACUGAUGUGGUCUUACGUAGCACAUUCCCUUUGAUAGAAGCGUUGAUAAUAUUAUUGGUUUUCCAGGGCAUUAAAUUGAUCAAUGUUUCUGCUCAAAAGUCUGACAAUCACAUUCCGCGGCUCCUGAAAAGAGCGGGGGAGCUCGACCAAAAUAUUUUAAAAUGUGAUUUAAUGUGACAUUUAUGUGUUAUUUUUUAAUACAGUGGUUUCAUAGUGUUUUUGUUCCUUUUUUUUUUUUUUUACAACCUUUUGUCCAAUGUAUGUUUUUUAAAGUUCUUCCCAUGUUUAACCAGACACUUGUUUGUGUAGCGCGCUGCCUUCGCCAAACACACACUCUCUGUAGCCUCUCAACACUCCCGAUGUCACACGAGUCGGCCGAAUGUUUUAAACAUUGUACGCUUCACUCUACAACAGCAAUAAAGACAUUGAGGUAUUCCACAUUG
Molecule: messenger RNA, 3658 nt
Organism: Pseudoliparis swirei
Lineage: Eukaryota; Metazoa; Chordata; Actinopteri; Perciformes; Liparidae
Gene: cald1a
Product: caldesmon 1a
Exons: 14
Coding region: 318-1958 (546 amino acids)
Biological process (GO): actin filament bundle assembly; angiogenesis; muscle contraction
Cellular component (GO): actin cytoskeleton
Molecular function (GO): myosin binding; calmodulin binding; actin binding
Source: RefSeq, a predicted model, not a curated record